This is a messenger RNA of Ylistrum balloti, 810 nucleotides long. Its product is annotated as myosin-11-like. The record is from RefSeq and is a predicted model, not a curated record. The transcript has 4 exons. NCBI's taxonomy places the organism in Eukaryota, Metazoa, Mollusca, Bivalvia, Pectinida, Pectinidae. Bases 1 to 810 code for a protein of 269 amino acids.
AUGGCUACUACGACUAGUACGCCAGUCCGCCGCCGAAGUAGUGACGGAUUAAUGGAUACUGCGGACAACUUGGUGGACAGACUAGACGAACUGGCAGACAUACUCACGUCUGUAGAGGAUGAGUACGUGAAGGUACGUACUCCACAGAUGGAAGACGAUGAAUUCGACAGACGACAAAUCAACAAAACUCCUCCAAAUCCUUAUGCCAGACCAAACAAUAGCUUCAAGCGUCUAAAAGAAGGACUAGAGUCAGCACGUGCCCUCAUCGCGUGCUUGAAGCGGGAAAAAUGGCGUUUGAGCAGACGUAAACAAAGUGUAGAAUUGAGGAUGGGAGAACUGGAAGAUUAUAAAUCUCAUCUGAAACAAGACAUGUCUUCUUUAAAUGAAACCGUGGACAUAUUGAGCAUGCGCGUGGUCGACUUGGAGAACGAUCUGUGUGAAGCCCAAGAACGUCAAGAAAGUCUCGAAUAUGAGAACGAACAGUUGUCUGCAAGACUGAAUGUUGCUGAAUUUAACUGUAGAGACUUCGAAUCCCACAAGAAUGAUCUUCAGGAGGAACUAGAAAACGUACGAAUGCUGAGGAGUGACUCUUGUUUGCGGCAGGAGAACGAAGAGAUUCGAUCUGAGAUGGAAAUUCUUCAGGAAGAGAACCAUCGACUCAAAGAAAUGAUCCGACUACUUGAAGAGGAGGCAAAACCCCAGAGCCAAGAUGGCGGCACCUUCAUGGGACCAACAGAGAAAACACCCGAACAGAAAGAGAUUACAAAAGAAAUGGAACAGCUAAAUAUCGACACCGCCACCCUAGUUUAG